Sceloporus undulatus (fence lizard) is the source of this 3383-nucleotide messenger RNA. RefSeq names its product BTG anti-proliferation factor 2 (gene BTG2). Gene Ontology annotation, cellular component: cytoplasm; nucleus. Gene Ontology annotation, biological process: negative regulation of mitotic cell cycle; negative regulation of cell population proliferation. The coding region runs from base 235 to 738 and encodes 167 amino acids. The transcript is spliced from 2 exons. The record is from RefSeq and is a predicted model, not a curated record. NCBI's taxonomy places the organism in Eukaryota, Metazoa, Chordata, Lepidosauria, Squamata, Phrynosomatidae.
UGCCCCUGCCCAGCUAGUCCAAAGCAGAGCAGAGGGAAGGAGAGCAGAGGCGGACGCGAAAGGCGACUCCGCUGGACCAGUGCUCAGCAGCAUCACCACCAGCAGCAGUUCCAGCGUUGCGUUUCUUGAUAACCACCCCAGCACUACUCCGGAGCCUUAACGGGGGUGGCCCCCAAAGAAAAACAAGAAUUAAAAAUUGAAACCCCCCUCCCUCUCUCCCCUCCUAAGCCAGUCAUGAGCCAAGUCCAGCGCUGGAAUGGCAGCCACUGCAGCCGGGCGGAGAUGGUGCCGGAGAUCGCCGCCGCCGUGGGCUUCGUCUCCAGCCUGCUCCGGACCCGAGGCUGCGUCAGUGAGCAGCAGCUCCAGGUUUUCAGCGGGGCUCUGGAAGAGGCACUCACAGAACAUUACAAACAUCACUGGUUCCCUGAAAAACCCUUCAAAGGCUCUGGCUACCGCUGUAUCCGUAUCAACCAUAAAAUGGACCCUAUCAUCAGCAAGGCAGCUAGCCAGAUUGGACUCAGCCUCCAGCAGCUAUAUCAACUCCUGCCCAGUGAACUCACACUGUGGGUGGACCCUUAUGAGGUAUCCUACCGCAUUGGUGAGGAUGGCUCCAUCUGUGUUCUCUAUGAAGCAUCUGCAGCACCUGUGAGCUCCUAUGGGAUGCUCACCUGCAAAAAUCAGAUGAUGUUGGGGCGGACCAGCCCUUCCAAAAGCUACAUGAUGACAGUCUCCAGCUAAGCACUCCCAGUUGUCUUUACAUUGCCAAGACCUGGGCUACUGUAUACCUCACCUGAGGAUGUAUUUUUUAAAAAAUGAAGAGCUAUUUAUAUUUUUUUAAAAAAGAGAAAAAAUUCAAAAUGAAAUCCAAUAGCAGGCACCACUUUUCUGUGGAGUGGUGUUGAGGUGCCUUUAUAAAGCUGUUGCAAGCUUGUAAGUUAAUUAAAAAAGAAUGCCAAUAUCUACCUAAUUAGUGUUGGAUGACAAUUCUGGAAGGUUGAUCUGCCUAUUUGGGAAAUGCAGGGUUGGAAAUAAGUUGGGGGUGGGGCAGGGCACAGCACUUUUCAGCAACGUCUCACUAUGGGGUAAAUAUGACAACUGUGAAUUUAUAGGCCACAGUGCCAGGAUGGUAGUACUUCAGUGAUCAGCCACAUAGAUCGAUUGGGAUGUCAUGACCUCAUUCUAGCCAUGGUGCUUCUCUCUUCUCAAAAGCUCUCUUUUCUCUCUCUUACACUGAGGAGUUGCUUCAUCACCAACUUGAGUUUCGGUCCCAACAUGAACAACUUCUUCCACUUUUGUCACGGGAGAAGGAUUUUGCUAAAGCACCCAGCCACAAUUAUAGCCACUCCUUGGUCCAUUGGGUGGUGGGUUUCUAAGUGCCAGCCCAUCAUUUUUUGCACAAAAUCAUGACUUCUUUCUGCACUUCAUCCUGUGUUUCAUGCUCAUCCAAAAACCCAGUUUACAUUUAAAUGUGUGGCUUCUGAAAUUAGAAGGGACAUUUCCUUGGUAAAGAGAUUGAAGAUCUGGGCUACAUAGCUGUGUGGCCUGUUACUUUUAGUGGUCAGCUCUAAACAACAAAGUGCAAUGGCCAGGCUAAUAAUGAACUAAAUCUACCUGCUGGGAAAAUGCCUUUACCAGGCUUUUGUCUGUUCUACUGCCUUUAUCUUGGCCUUUUAAAAUUCCUGACAAUGCUGCCAAUAACUGCUGAGAGGUGAUUACAAAACCUAGGGCACUUAACUGCUUUCUAUUUUUAAAAACAGCAGCACCCUUUGGGCUCUACUUUGGAUAAUAUGGUGUGGUUGGCUUUUGUCCUACUUUUCAUUCAUCCCCAAAGCUGCUCCUCCUCUGCCUUUUGUGAAUUGAGUUCUCAGAUGCUGUGCAAUAUGUUUCCUAAAAUUUGGGCGCUCUGGAGGAGGAACAGUUUCUAUGGGACAGUUUCCUGUCCUUGCAGCAACAAAUCCUUUUUCUUCAUCACAGCUCAUAGGAAUUCUAGAAUGUGCUUCAGAGCAUGAAUGUCUAGGAAAAGACAGCCACAAUGGCAUACCACUGAAGUAGAGCUGGGUAAUGUAUUUUGGACUGCAGCUUCUUGAAUCUGCCAGCCAGCAUGGCCUUGGGGAUGUGGAGAAAGUAAUUCUAACCCCGCCCCCCAAAGCCUUGCAUUUAAGAGGUAUGAUGGCCUUUUGUACAGAAUAGAUGAAACACAUAUAUUUUAAAAAAUAAUCUGCCAUAAAGUUGCUCCACACCGAAAUGAAUGGGUCACUAAACAAGAGGAUUAACUAUAUACUCUUGCAAAGUAUUCUGAUUCAUUUUAGUGGGGCUUGCACAGGUAAACUGAAUUGUAUUCCCAGAUUUGUAACAUAAAACAUUUGCAGCUGCACCAGUCCAUCUGUGAAUCAUUUACAGUAAUUUCUUCCAGUUCAAUAUGUGAAGCUCUUGUUUUAAGGCACAAAACCUCCGUUCAAUAAAUACAGUGGUUGCAAAGCACUCAAGUGUCCCCUAUAUGUUUAAAAAAAAGUGUUGCCACUCCGUUGGCAUAAUUGUGCAAUAUUUGGCAGCAUUACAAGGGAAACACUUUCUGCACUGUAGUUUCCCCUUCCACAGAAUGCUUCUGUUCAAAGUCUGCCUGGAAGCUUUGUUUCUUAUCUGAUGCAUUAAAAACCUGAUAUGAAUAGGAAUUGUAACAUAUCCAGGAAAAAUGUUUGUUUUGUUACACACCCUGCUUCUACUCCCCCCCCCCCCCCCAAAUGCCAGCAACUUGCUUGGCUUGCCAGGUUGGCAUGAUCAACACAACUCUUAUUUAAAAUUACUUUGUUAAUCUUACUCCCUCCAUAACAGCAAAGGGUGUUUUGAAGAGAAAAAAACAACCAAAUUUUUAAUCCACCUCCUUUAUUUUCCCUCUCCAACAUCCAUGAUAUGAAGGGAUGAUGAGGAAACACCAAAUAUCCUGCUAUUUUAUCUGGCGUGGAAUCUAGUAUUAAGAUUGUUUUUGUUGUUAGCACAGACAACCAAAUUUGGGCAGAAUCUGUUUUGUAACUUGUGCACGUGAAAGCUGUGAAUUGAUGUCUGCUCUUUGUUGCCUUUGAAUUACAAGCCUGACCCAACCAGUGCUGAAGAACUGUGUCUUAGAAACAGCCAAUAAGCAUGUGUGUCCUUCUCCCCCCUUUUCAAAAAACGUUAGCAAAAUUUGAGCUGGACUGUUGAGCGGGACCUAGUUUCAUAACUGGUGGAAAUAGUAACAAAGUUCGUAAGCUAUUUUGUGUUGGGGAGGGAUGAUUAUUGUACAAUAGUGUUUUUAUAUGCAAAAUGUACAGUUAUAUUGGGAAAUGUACACUUUUGUUACUUUAAUAAAAAUGUAGCAAUUUAAGUAUGUUGCUGGAAAGAUCUGA